UCAUGUGAUUCAUUGUUGAGAGCAACAUACCAUUCAACUGCGUGAAGCUUGAAAGCCUAAAAUGCAUGUUAACAGUCAUCAUCCCACCUGGAGUUCCUGGAGCCCUGACCCCGAAAUCCCCACGUAUCAUAUGAUCCGCACUACACUUUUGGACGAGCUUGAUGGCGAGGUCCAGAAGUAUGUGCAACCUGUCCUCGCUACUUCUGCCGAACUCGGUUGCACAAUCAUGAUUGAUGAAUGGACCAACAUUCGAGGUCAAAAGUUUUGCAACUACCUCAUCGGGACCACGAGGGGCGCCACAUAUGUCACCAAAGAUGUUAUGAUAGGGAAGAAGGAUGCCACUGCUUUAGCGCAGGCUUGGCUGAGAAGGUUGAAGUCCCUUGACAUUAAGCUCACCGACAUUAAAACUUUUGUCACAGGCUCGGCCAGUUCGAAUGUCUCCACGAUGGAGGCGUUCCAGAAGGAUGAGAGUGUGAAGCACAUCUUUUGGAUUCCUUAUGUGGCGUAUGUCAUGGACCUCAUCCUUGAGGACAUCGGCGACAUUGACUGGGUGGCGACGCGCAUAGCUCAGGCGCGGUUGGUCAUAAAGUUUUUCAAGCGCCAUAGUCAUGCUUGCGAGGUUUUGCAGGUGUUCAUGUCCAUGUCACUGUUCCUUCUUGUUGAGGUUCGCUUUAGCAUGCAUGUCAUUAUAAUGCGGCGACUUCUGCUGCUGCAAAUGCAACUUAUGCAGAUGGUCAUUGAUGAUCGAUGGAAGGACACUUUCAGGUCCACGAAGAAGAUUCGAGACGCCGCCGCGGAGGUUACACCAUGUAUCGUGUCUCCUCUGUGGUGGAACGAUACGAGAGCGGUGUGCACGUUGUUGGAUCCCAUCAUGAACAUGUUGCAGAUAGUGAAAAGCGGCACGAGGCAGGUAGGCAAGAUUUUGCGUUGGUACGAUGAGAUGAUCGUAUCUUGUUUAUCUGCUUGUGUUGGUUUUGAUCGGGAGGAGCAGGGUGCAGUGCGUGUGGUGUUUGACAGACGCCGAACCAUGUUCAAGUCAAUGAAUCAUAUGGCUGCCAUGAUAUUGGAUCCAAAGUUUCGAGAACCUACACUGACAGACGACGCCGAGAUGCAGCAGGGGUUAAUCACUGCUUUGGUUAAGUUCGACUACCCUGAGAGCUCGGACCAGUACAAGGAGGUCCUCACAACCAUCGACAAGUUUCAUGCUAGGGACCGACCAUUCGACGACGUGGCCAUGGAUCGAGCGGCGCAGAGUUAUAGCCAUCCAACAAGUUUCUGGGACUCGAAGCAGAAAAUGUUCCCGCAUACGGCCUUCUUCUCAGUCAGGAUCCUUCAUAUCUGGGCGGAGACGUCACCUUAGGAGAGAGCUUGGUCCCGGUUGAGCUUUAUCUACUCCAAAUCAUGUAACAGGUUGGAUGCCACACAGACCGAGAAGCUCGUGCGAU
Messenger RNA from Chara braunii, 1445 nucleotides. Lineage: Eukaryota; Viridiplantae; Streptophyta; Charophyceae; Charales; Characeae. The record is from the annotation of a GenBank genome assembly.